Molecule: messenger RNA, 1678 nt
Organism: Salvia hispanica
Lineage: Eukaryota; Viridiplantae; Streptophyta; Magnoliopsida; Lamiales; Lamiaceae
Source: RefSeq, a predicted model, not a curated record
CUUAAAACCUCUUCGUGUAUAAAUUUUGUCCCCCUCCCAAAAAAUUCCUGGCUCUGCCCCGUUCUCCAAACGCAACAACCAGGCACGGCCGAAAGAAAUAAAGAGGAAAUCACUUGAUACACAAAGAUACAAAGAAAGGGAGACCACAAGUGUGGAUGUUGAAGGGACUGGAGGAGGUGGCGCGAGAUGAGCUUUUGGAUGCAAAACUGGAGCAUCCUUUGGUGGAUAGCGUCAAAUUAAACAUGGAAACACGUCACCCCAUGGGAAAGAAGAUGAUACAAAUCCCGGACCGGAGCUCUCCAAACACAACUACUUGGUAUUCACGCAUGGCACUGGCGGCACUAGUGAUGGCACUGAUAGCAUCCAAGAACCUCGUGAACCCACCCGGCGGCAAGUGGAAGGAAGACACGCCAUUUCACAAGGCAGGUGAUGUUGUGAUCGCAUCGACUCGCCCAAAUAUAUACAAAUAUUUGAUGCUAACUAACAUGGUAGCACUUAGUUCCGCGCUCCUCACAAUCUUCCUGAUCGCCAUUGGAUGGCCAACGAGAAACAUUCGUCUAAGGUGGAUGGCCAAGUCUGCUAUGUGGGUGUCAUUGAUAGCUAUCGCGGUGAGUUAUGUAGGAUCGACAAUGGCGAUUGCUCCCAACACGAAAUUCAAAUCAGUCAAUCCUAUUGUUCUGAUAGCAGUAAUGCUUGUGUCCAUUGGCAUUACUCUUGUCAUAUCGGCCUUUCACCUCUAAUAUUGUUGUACUCUUUCUGUCCCAAUUAAGAUGACUCCUUUUUUUUCGCACUUAAUUUGGAAAAGUAAUACUCCCUCCAUCCCGCAUUAACUCUCACACUUGCGUUUCUGCACUCAUUUUGUAAAAAUGAUAAUAAAUAGUUAAAGUCGAUAAAUAGUAAAAUAAGAGAGAGAAUAAGGUAGAGAAAGGUCUUCUUUACAUUAUUCUGUCUCUUCUUUUACUAUUUUUUCACUUUAACUAUUUAUUAUCAUUUUUACAAAAAAAAAUUCAGAAACGCAAGUGUGACAGUUAAUGCAGGACAAGAAAGGGGUCAUCUAAAAUGGGACGGAGGGGAGUACUUGGACGGAAGAUGAAAAAAAUAAGAGUGGAGAAGACCUUACUGUUGGUUCAUCUACCAAAAUACAAAGGGAAUGAAAUUAAUAUGCGUAUAAAAUGUGUAAUAUAUGUGUGUAGUGUGUGUUAUGUUUGUGUUUGGGUGUGAAAGUGUGUAUUAUCUUUUGUACUAUGUGCGUAGUGUGUGUGAAAGUGUGUGUUAUCUGUUGUAUGUGCGCAGUGUGUGUAAUUAUGUGUUGUGUGUGUGAAAGUGUGUACUAUGUGUUGUGUGUGUGCAAGUGUGUGCAAAGAAUAUUGAAUUGAAACAAUAUAAUUUUGUUAUUUUAAAAUCUAAAACAAGAAGAAAUGAGAAUGGAAUGGUUCCCUCGUUCCAUUACGUUCUCUUAUUUUGUUCCAUCAUAUCAAGCACGGACUUAGAGGCAUAGGUUUAGCUUUGCAACAGUUAGUUCUUGCAACAUUGUUUCAUUUCAGACACUGAUAUAUAUUGUAUGUGCUUUCUUUUGUAUUAAGGCUGCAUAUUUUAUGUGUAACAAGAUGUGAUAUCAUGAGCUAAGUACCAACUUUACAAGCAUAUUUAUAAGAAUAUGUCACUAAAUUGCAGAGGA